AUGUCUAGAAUCCAGUUGUUUCGAAAUAUACUCCGCGAACUUCGUCGAUCUGUUAAGGAAAGAAAUGCGCCUUUUUCAUAUUCACCAGUAAUGCAAUUCGUUAUUUCGGAAUUCAGAAAUAACCAGUUAACAGAUGCUCAGAAAUGUGCUAGGGAAAAUGAAGCUGUUCAUUUAGCUCAAACAUACUUGAAUUAUUUGGAGAAUAGACGAAAACAUUCGGAACUUGUAGAAUUAUAUAAGACGAAAGAAAAGACAACUGAAGAAGCCGCCAAAAUGGUUGGAUUAGCUUUACCUAAGAAACCAGUGUGUGAACAAUAA
Trichobilharzia regenti is the source of this 318-nucleotide messenger RNA. Lineage: Eukaryota; Metazoa; Platyhelminthes; Trematoda; Strigeidida; Schistosomatidae. The record is from the annotation of a GenBank genome assembly.